AUGGUUUCCGGUUCCGGUGGACGCGCUGUAGGUAAGAGGAGUAAAGAUGGCGGCGGCUCAGACGGACAGAGAUCCACCGACGGACCCGGAGUUCGUUCAUUUCUCCGCCAAAGACACGUCAUCGAGCUGGCUGGCUGUGGCCGACCUGCAGCAGGAGGUGUACCGUCACCUGGCCACAUAUGUUCCCAGAAUCCUUUGCCGUGGUGCGAGCGGGGGCAACAGCAGGGAGGAGCAGAGGGAGGAGCUUGCUUGUCAGCUCCUCCUCCUCGCUCCCCUGGAGUGGUUCCUGUUGGGGGAGGAGCCUGCAGCUGGCAUUGCUUGGCUGCAGCAGAACAACCAUCCGUCACCGCUGUGUGGUCACGUGUUCAAGGUUGGAGAACCCACCUACUCCUGCAGGGAGUGUGCAGCUGAUCCAACAUGUGUUCUGUGCAUGCAGUGUUUCCUGGGAAGUGUUCACAAAGAGCAUCGAUACAGAACACUGUGGAGGAUCUCCAGAGUUCAGUGCAGAUCUGAAAGCAACUACACAAAGAAGGAGCGGUCAGACUCGUACCUUUGCAUGCUGUUCAAUGAUGAAGUCCACACGUAUGAACAGGUGAUCUACACGCUACAGAAAGCCGUCAACUGCAGCCAGAAAGAGGCUCUGAGCUUCGCUACCACUGUGGACCGAGACAGGAACACCAGCCGUCAGUCGAAGCCUCUCAGGGUUCAAGUGAUGCACUCGUCUGUUGUGGCUCAUCAGUGUUUCGCCCUGAAGGCUCUAGGCUGGUUGGGACAGAUCAUUCAGUAUUCUGACGGACUGAGGAGGAUUCUGUGUCAAGUUGGUCUGCAGAACAGUCCAGAAGGAGAGAACUCAUCACUGGUGGACAGACUGAUGCUCAACGACUCAAAGAUGUGGAAAGGAGCGAGGAACAUCUACCACCAGCUGCUGAUGAACAGUCUCCUCAUGGAUCUGAAGUACAAGAAAAUGUUUGCCAUUCAAUUUGCCAAGAACUACAGACGGCUGCAGACAGAUUUCAUGGAGGACGAUCAUGAGCGACUUGUGUCUGUGACGUCACUGUCAGUCCAACUGUUCACCGUCCCCACAAUGGCUCGGAUGUUGAUGAUGGAGCAGAACUUGAUGACGACCAUCGUCAGGACGUUUGUUGAUCACCUGCGUCACAGAGAUCUUCAGGGUCGCUUCCAGUUCGACCGUUACACGGCUCAGCAGGCGUUGAAAUUUGGACGAGUCCAGAGCCUCAUAGGUGACCUCAAGUACGUGUUGAUCACGCCUCCCUCUGAUUGGUCACCUCAGCUCAGACAGAAGUUCCUCGAAGGUCUUGAUUCUUUUCUGGAUCUCCUCAAGUGUAUGCAGGGUAUGGACCCAGUGGUGAGACAGGUUGGUCAGCACAUUGAGAUGGAGCCUGAGUGGGAGACAGCGUUUACACUUCAGAUGAAACUGACUCAUGUCAUCACAAUGAUACAAGAGUGGUGCUGCAGUGAUGAGCACGUGCUGGUCGAGGCAUACAGGAAGUGUGUGAGUGCUCUCACUCAGUCUCACAACAGUCUUCCUGAUAGUGAACAGCCAAUCAGCUUAAGUCUUUGUGGACACAGUGUGGAGACGUUCAGGUACCAGGUGUCUCAAGACAAGGUGUCCAUACACCUGCCUGUGUGCAGGCUGCUGGCAGGUCUCCAUGUUCUCCUCAGUAGAACAGAAGUCGCCUCUCGUGUCCCUGAACAGCUCCCAUUGGGUGAACUCAGCCCCCCCCUCCUAAUCGAACUCCCCCUCCGCUGCCUGGUGCUCUGUGCCCAGGUGCAUGCUGGGAUGUGGAGGAGAAAUGGCUUCUCGCUGAUCAACCAGAUUUAUUAUUAUCACAACGUCAAGUGCAGAGUGGAGAUGUUCGACAAGGACAUCAUCAUGUUGCAGGCGGGGGCGUCGAUGAUGGAUCCAAACCACUUCUUGAUGAUCGUUCUGAGCCGAUUUGAACUGUUUCACAUUUUCAGCUCCACAGACGUAAGGAAGAGAUACAGAGAGGCCAACAAGGAUGUGGUCCAGCAGAACAACACUCUGAUUGAGGAGAUGCUUCAUCUCAUCAUCAUGGUCGUC
Paralichthys olivaceus (Japanese flounder) is the source of this 2083-nucleotide messenger RNA. The record is from RefSeq and is a predicted model, not a curated record. NCBI's taxonomy places the organism in Eukaryota, Metazoa, Chordata, Actinopteri, Pleuronectiformes, Paralichthyidae.